GGGGGGGGGGGUUCUACCUGGCCGCUCGUUAACGGCACCCCCAUCUGCGAGAAAAUUGCUGCAAAAGCAAGACGGCUAGAUCAAUCUACGAUAAAACGUACAGUUUCAGGAAAGCGAGCCCCGAGCAUGUAACGAGGAUUCAUUUGGACCAGAAUUAGAUCUAAUUAAGAAUUUUAGUGGGGGGAUAAAAUGCAGUAUGUGCAGUAUGACUGAACAUUAAAAUACUGUUAUGUGAUGAUGGUUUUAUUGGAACGGGAAGUGGGGGAAAGUGCUUUUUAAAUGGGUUCUGUUGAAGGAUGGUGAUAGAGAAAUGGAGUGACAUGCAGUACAGCCCCCCCCUGUGAAAAGCCUCUGAACUGAUAUGCUAAGAUCAUCACGCAGGGCAGGGCUGGGAAGUUUGAUUUACUGUAAUACUGAUUUAAACACUUAGAAUAUUACUACAUUUUUAUUGGCACAUAUCGUAAAACAGUGCUUGGAAAGCUUGUAAGGAGGCUUCGAUAGAAGCGUGUUAGUGGAAACUUCGGAUAUUGAUGCUACAGUCAUGUUUUUUCAUGUAUUCAUUGAUGUUAAUAAUUGUAAUGCAUCCAUAUUCCAACCACUGGUUUAUGGGGGGGGUGUGGUGUGGUGGAGCCUGACCCAGGGCGAGGGUGUAGCUGGAGUGUGGAUGCCAGUCCAUUGCAGGGCACCCACAUACACCCACAUACACACACAUACACACACACACACACACACACACACACACACACACAGUCUCUGAAGAUGCUGCUUGGCCAAACUGCAUGUUUUUUGGUCCUGGAGGAGAUUGAAAACCUCACAAAUCCAGAGCAGAGGCAGGAUCCAAACCCUGAAGACAACGAUGCAAUCCACUAAGCCUGCGUGCCUGAGGUAAUCAUUCUAAGGAUACAUUGGGUACUGAUAUCUGAUACCGGCUUGCUUUUUAUUACCUACACUUGAUGCAUUAGAUCAAAACGGCUCAAGGAGUUUCUGUCAGCUGACCGAUCGGGGCGCUGUCAUUUCAUGGACACUUUUGGUAUCUCGUCAUGAGUAGGUUUUACUGAGUUAUUCAGCAACAAAUGAAUAAGGAGGAUUAUGAAGACAGAGUACACGAUGUACUGGCUGAGUUACCCCUCUGAUUCUCUUUGUGGCGCGCUAUCCUUCUACAGAAUCAGCGUCAAGAUCUCUUUAGAUGUUACGUACAUUCAGACAUAAACAGGCAUUUCAAGACAAUCUAGUGUUACAGAAUUAUGUUUCAAUCUGACAAGGAUGCAGUCGCUAAAAUAUUCCUGGCCGGUUUCAAAGGAAGGAUAAUACGCUGUGGAAUGGCAGUGUGAUGCUAAUUCAUUGAAAGUCGAGGUUCUCAUAAAACCAACAGCUAAGUAUUAAAAAAAUAGGCGUAUUGUUUGGGGUUCGGAACCCUUUUCUCCGGUGUCCUGACAUUGUAAUCAGAGUAACAAUAACACCUGAGCUGCUGAAUUGCUUUGCUUUGUAAAGGCUGUGGUAUGAUUAUGGUUAGCUGCACACCCCUUUAAGGAAAACAUCCGCCAAGAUUGUAAGAGCUUUACGUCUUUGGCGUAACAACUUACAAAGACUGUAUAAAAGAAGUCAUUAAGUUGGCCUGAAGGGUCUACAAGAAUCAACUGGCCUUUGGAUUUCAAAAAAAUGUACUCUAGAAGGUGCAUCAGAUUAACAACUUAAAAAUGUAAUCUGCUUGAAAAAAACCAAAACCUUAAUUUGGCAACCUUUAAAAGAGAAAGAUAAAUCUUAUUAAUGUGAGUAGAGGAAAAUGUGUUUGUGGUCUCUCCUCUGUUGCUGAAAGCACUUCAUUCAUCUUUCCCUGUAAAGGUAUCCUUUUCGUUACGUUCUAGACAAUCGAUGCUCUCAGCAUAGCAUGGACACCGAAACGUUGACUUACAUAGGAAUAAUAGGAAAUAAUAAAAUACUGGUGGUUUCUUUUCGGGCCUUACCACACAACUGUGACAAAUUUUAAUUACCAUUUUGAUACGGUGAAUCUGUACUCUAGCGCUUUGCACAUUAGUUGCGUGAAUUUAUGCCCCAUAUUGGAUUUGUCUUGAGUUGUAUUGCAUUUGCGAUAAGGAUCUCAGUGGGAUGAUAGUGGUAAUUUUACAAAUAAGGUCUCAGUAUGUCUGUGGUGGAAAAGAUGGCGAAUUUCCAGUGAAAUACCACUAAUUAAAUUUGGCAGUGGGGGUGUGUUGGUGAUGGUCUAGACUUCUGUAAUAAGACCCUGUGCAAGCCAGCAUCAUAAAAGCCGAAGUGAAUUCAUCCUGCAGGACGUGAUGACAGAGGUAGUCUGCACCAUUCUGCACUGUGUUACAUUUAUUAUGGAAGUUCCUAGAACCUUUUCUUUUACAGGCGAAGACCACAACUUUAAGUACUGAAAAAUGGAUAAGGCAUAUAUAAACUGUUAACAAAGCUGAAGAAGUAAGAUCAAGUGAGGAUAGAUGUAGAUGGCUGACUAAAGACUAAAGAUCAGACCGGAAGUUAGUCCUCCAGCACAUGAUAUUGUGGUCUAACCCUUGUGACUGUCCUUAUCAAAUGAUUGCCCAAAUCUUUAUUUAGUACUUCCAGGAAUGACUGACAACAGAAACUGUCAUGCUCAGAGACACGUUGUCAUUACACUGUUGCCCAAUAUGCUGUAACUGAAGCACUUGGCAUGUCCAUAUGUCCUCUGUGAGGUGACUCUUUUCGAGUGUGUUGGUUAGUCAUAGUGAGUCAGUUUUUAUAAAUGAAACUCCUUAGGGUUUCCUUAAGUAUCUUAGCCUUUGGCUUCUUCUUGUAGACCCCGUUGUCUUUACAUCAAUGAGUCACUACAAAAACAACUCCCAGUAUGCUGAUGUCAUGCUCGAUAUUACUUCCUCCCAUUUAGUGGAAGGGAGGAAGGUGAGAAAUAACCAGUGCUGAGGCAGCCUUGGAGUCACAGCACUUUCGGAAACUUUGUACUCGGUAUGUAUCAGCAAGGUUCUGGGUUUCAUUAGCGUGGGAUUCUGGGAAAGAAGAGCGGAAAUCAAGCCUUGAGCCCCUAGCCGAUGAACUUUAUGACAGCUGGUUGGCGUCACUAAUAAAUGGGAUUCUGUGUUGGAGCCGGAUGGAACACGAUUCAGAGGACCGCUGAAGGUCGUGCGUGAACAGAGACUGACCAUCCCAGGAGGCAUCUCGCCGCCGUGAGAGCCCGAGAAGCACAGAUCUACUGGGCCUUUUCCUCCAAUGCCCAGGUAGCUGCCCACUCAGAGGAAGAGCAGGAAGGAGGACAAGCGCAGGCACAUCAGAGACACCCAAAGGCUUCCUUUAAGGACCCACGUCUUACACAUGGCCGCUAGUGGACAGUGAGCAUGGGUGAGCUCCCCCUGCUGGUCGCUGUGUUUUUGCCGGUCGCCCUGGUCUGUGCGGCGACAGAAGACGACGUCACCCCCCGCCUGAGCUUCCUAUACGAUGCGAAGGAGAGGUCAGCCAGCAGGUUCUCGGCAGACGGCGUCUUCAAUUACACGUCUCUGCUGCUCAGCAGGGAGGACAACACGCUGUACGUGGGGGCACGCGAGGCCCUGUUUGCUCUCAACCUGGCUGACAUCGGACACACGCGCCUCCAAAGGAAUCUGACCUGGGGGACACGCGAGAAGAAGAGAGACGAGUGCAGCUUCAAAGGGAAGGCCCGCGAGACUGAUUGCUUAAACUAUAUCAAGAUCUUGCUUCGGCUGAACGGAACGCACCUCUAUGUGUGUGGCACCCACGCUUUCAGCCCCAUCUGCGCCUAUAUAAACACCUCCGACUUCUCCUUGGUGAGGGACAGGGACGGGGACAUUUUGACAGAGGAUGGCCGGAAUCGCUGCCCCUUUAGUCCUGAGUACAAGUCCACCGCCAUCAUGGUUGAUGGAGAGCUGUAUGCCGGAACUGUCAGUAACUUCCAGGGAAAUGAACACACCAUCUACAAGAGCCUGGGCCACGGGACCGCCUUAAAGACUGAAAACUCGCUGAACUGGCUGCAAGACCCCGCCUUCGUGGGAUCGGCCUACAUCCGAGAGGGCGGCGACCCGGCCGACGAUAAGGUUUACUUCUUCUUCAGCGAAGCUGGCAAGGAGUUUGACUUCUUUGACAGCACCGUGGUUUCCCGCAUCGCUCGCGUCUGCAAGGGUGACGUGGGCGGCGAGAGGGUCCUGCAGAAGAAGUGGACCACCUUCCUGAAGGCGCAGCUGCUGUGCUCACUGCCCGACGACGGCUUCCCCUUCAACAUCAUCCAGGACAUGUUCGUGCUGACGGCCGACGGACAGGACUGGAGCCAAACCACUUUCUACGGCGUCUUCACUUCACAGUGGUAUCGCGGGGCCUCAGGCAGCUCGGCCGUCUGCUCCUUCACCAUGGACCAGGUUGACGCCGCCUUCAAUGGCCGUUACCGUGAGGUCAACCGUGAGACACAGCAGUGGUACACCUACAACCAUGCGGCCCCUGAACCCCGGCCAGGAGCAUGCAUCACAGAUGCUGCCAGGCACAUGGGCAUCACCUCCUCACUACAGAUGCCCGACAAGGUUCUCAACUUCGUGAAGGACCACUUCCUGAUGGACGACGUUAUACGAGGUCGCCCCCUGCUGCUGAAGCGCGGCAUCAGCUACACCCAAAUCGCUGUGGACAGGGUGCAGACCUUUCAUGGGGUUUAUGACGUGCUCUUCAUUGGCACCGACGACGGGAAGCUGCACAAGGCCGUCAAUAUCGACGGCAGGAUGCACAUCAUCGAGGAGAUGGUGCUGUUCCACCCAGCACAGCCCGUGCAACACAUUGAGCUCGACUCGGAGAAGGGCCUGCUCUUCGCCUCGUCCUACUCGGGUCUGGUCUCAGUGCCCGUGGCGAACUGCAGCAACUAUCAGAACUGCGGGGAGUGUGUGCUGUCCCGGGACCCCUACUGCGUUUGGACGGGCACUGAGUGCCUCAGUGUCAGAAAAGCCCCCAUUAAGGUCCUCAGUAGAAGCUGGCAGGAUGUGGACAGAGGGGAUACGAAUGCCACAUGCAGCACGAUGCUCCGCUCACUGGCCCCCUCACGCUCGCCCCCGUGUAAGGUGAUCACCAUCCCGGCCAACAGCUUCCGCGUCCUGCCCUGCAAGCAGCGCUCCCGGCUGGCAAAGCAGUACUGGGCAUACAACGAGAAGGUCAACCGCUCAGUCUACCACAGCUCGGACGGGGGCCUGGUGGUGGUGGCCCGGGCUGACAGCGUGCAGACCUACGAGUGUUGGUCCAAGGAGGAGGGCUUCCGGCAGCUGCUGGCCAACUACUGCGUGCGGGCCGAGGCGAGAGCCGAGGGCCCAGUGGGGCGCAGCCACAAGUCCUGGCUGGGUAGCAGCUUGCUGGACCUGCCUGACGAGGCCCGUUCCACCCAGAUAGCUGUGAAGACCUACUGGAACGAGCUGGUCAUUGUCUGUGUCCUGCUGGGGGCAUCACUGCUACUUCUGUCCCUGCUGGCCGUCUACCGGCACCGGGGUCACAUGAAGGCCAUGCUGAAGGAGGGCGAGUGCCCCAGCAUGGUGCCAAAAAAGGCACGGGGAGCGCCGAAGCCGGCGGAAAGCCUGCCCCUCAACGGCAACGCGGCCCCGCCCCCUGCCUCUGACCACAAGGGCUACCAGACCCUCAAUGAAGUAUAUGCCUGCGGGACGCCCCCCCACGAGCAGGAGGCCUCCCCCGACACAAGCCGCAGCUUCUCCGAGUCUGAGAAGCGGCCGCUGCACCUGAAAGAGAGCCGCGUGGAGAUCUCGCCCAGCUGCUCGCGGCCCCGCGUCCGACUCGGCCCCGACAUCAAGGACUCAGUGGUGUAGCCGGCUCCCGGGCUCCUGCCGCACAGUCCGCGCCCCGCAUGGCCCCUGGCUGCAUUUCACUUGCUUGCACUUCGUCACUCUCUCCAUUCGGGGGGGCCUCCCAUCCCGCUUCCAAAGUCAUCGCCUUUUCCCAAAGACGGCGGGGGGCUAAGCCUCUCUGAGCACUCUGCACCCUUAACGUGGUGCUCCAGGGUUCAGUGCCCCAGUGUGUGGGUCUCUGUCCCGGCCCAACAGUAAGGACACCCCUGUGCAUUGUGGGAAGACCUCUUCCUCAGCAACACUGGUAACGAGGUGGGGGGGGGAUCCUUCCUCUGCAGGACCUGCUAAUUCAGCACAUCAUCCACAUGUUCACAACAGGAACUUGACACCUGGACAGUCUCGUUUCCCUGGCGACAGCCAUGCAGAGGUGGCUUUGGCGAGAGAGGCGGGUCUCCAUUUCACUGCAAGGCAGAGCAAGUGAUGAGAGCGCUGGGACAAGGCUAAGUUCGUCAUGCAAAGUGACAAGGAGGUGAAGUACUUUUCAGCAAACUAAGUCCAUCCAUGUGACCCAGCAGGCAAAAAGCGCAUCAGACUUUGGUGUUAAACACAUGCGUGUGUUGAGUUGCUGGCUCAGCAGGGGGUUCCUCUGGAUGUCCCUCAACCUCGACGGCAUGCGUGGCCAAAGGUUUCCGAACUGAGUCCGAAACGUCCCCGUGGAAAAGGGACAAAGCACGGCCCUAACCCGUAUGGACCUCCCCCGUAGCGUCCAGCGCGAUCAUCAAGCGAGUCGAACAAAACCAAUAGGGUAUUGGCCGUUCUCCGAGGUCCCUACACAACCAAAA
Molecule: messenger RNA, 6631 nt
Organism: Brienomyrus brachyistius
Lineage: Eukaryota; Metazoa; Chordata; Actinopteri; Osteoglossiformes; Mormyridae
Product: semaphorin-4B-like
Exons: 15
Coding region: 3348-5810 (820 amino acids)
Biological process (GO): negative regulation of axon extension involved in axon guidance; positive regulation of cell migration; neural crest cell migration
Molecular function (GO): semaphorin receptor binding; chemorepellent activity
Source: RefSeq, a predicted model, not a curated record